AUGCCGCAUAUACGAGGUUUGCCCAAUGAAAUAUUGCUGAUGAUUGCAUCAUUUCUGGAUGGAAAGGCAAUUUUCACUUUAGGAACAUCAUGUCACAACUUAUAUAAUAGACUGCAACACGCCUUUCUCGAGUAUAAAGUGCAAUACCAAAACAGCAAAUUGAUGCAUCUGGCAGCCAAGACCAACAAUAUAUCUCUAGCAAAGGCUAUGCUGAAACGUCACGCCGAUGUUAAUGCGUUCUUCCGUGGAAAAACCCCAAUCAUGAGAGCAUUAAAGCACGGUGCUACCGAUAUAUUUCGCGUGUUAUUGAAAUCGCCAGGGGUAGAUAUUAACCUCCAAAACACAACUUUAGAGAGCGCUUUGUGGGCACUAGAGCGUCUGCUAGCUACGCCGGGGAUUAACGUUGGUCGCUGCGCGGCGGGCCAGUCGCCGUUCGCUCUCGCCUACGCUCACGGACGCGUUGAUGCGAUGAAGGUCCUGCUGCACACGGACCGCGUAGACAUCAAUGCUAGCGGCCUGGGUCAUCUGCCAAUCUGUCAGGCGGUGGAACACGGCCAGGUGGAAGCUGUGCGCCUCUUGGUUUAG
Penicillium longicatenatum is the source of this 585-nucleotide messenger RNA. RefSeq lists its product as uncharacterized. Gene Ontology annotation, molecular function: protein binding. Gene Ontology annotation, cellular component: cytoplasm. Lineage: Eukaryota; Fungi; Ascomycota; Eurotiomycetes; Eurotiales; Aspergillaceae. The transcript is spliced from 3 exons. Bases 1 to 585 code for a protein of 194 amino acids. The record is from RefSeq and is a predicted model, not a curated record.